AUGCUGCGCUUCUUCUUGUUGACGGCGACUGUGGCAGCGAUAGCGCUCGGCUUCUGCCCUCGAAAUUCGGCCCAAAGCGGGUCACGUGACAAAUGCUUUGCCUUCUACAAUUUUCCGAUGAAGUUCGACGACGCGGACACGUUCUGCUACAAUCUGGGCGGGAGGCUCGCCUCGCUGACGAACGCGUUUGAGGCCAGUGCUGUUGCCGGGCUGAUUAAAAGUCAGGGCUCCUCCGCCAACCUCUACUGGAUCGGAGCCAGGUCGACGAAUGGCAAGCCCUUUUUCUGGCUGGACGGAACGCCGUUCUCCUAUACAAACUGGGAUUCAGACAACUGCGAGCCGAAAUUGGAGUGCGCCACCGGACAGCUUGCAAAUGGGAAAUGGGCGACGAGCAGCUGCGGAGCGUUGCUGCCAUUUGCCUGCGCUCUUGAUCCGGCACCGCCAAUCUGUGACUCAACCUGGGCGUGGUUCCAACCAAAGAAUGCAUGCUACAAGGUCAUCCGCGACUUUACGUCGUUCACGGAUGCAGAUCAGCACUGCCGCUCCCUUGGCGCGAAUCUCACGUCGAUCCGCGACCGCACGGAGAACGACUGGGUAUACGAAUUGGGCACCGCCAACUACAAGCUCGACGCAACGGACCAUGACGUGCAAACGUGGAUCGGGCUCAAGCGUAACUACAAGGGUGGCUCGUGGUACUGGACCGAUGGGACCCCGUUCUCAUAUUCGACGUGGACCAAGGAUGAGCCGGCCGACGAUCACGACGAUCAGAAUUGUGUCGAGCUGGCCGAGGGCCAAAUCGACUGGAACCGCGACGGCCAUGUCCUCAGCGCCGAGCAGAAAAGGUUCUACGAGCGUGAGGGCUACCUGAUCAUCAAGAACGUCGUACCACAAUACGAGCUGGAGCGCUACAAGCGUCGUUUCCAGGAAAUUUGCGAGAUGAAGGACGUCAGCCGGUCGAUGCUGGUGAUGCGCGAUAUGGCGAUCAACAGGAGCGAGUACGUCCCCGGCGAGAAGGCCAUCAUGAAAGUACAGGAUUUCGGCGAGGACCCGGUGCUGUUUGACUACUGUAAAUAUCCGGCGAUUGUGGAUACGGUAAAGGAUCUGAUCGGAACGCCACAGUCGAAUCUGCUCGCGAUGCACACGAUGCUGAUCAACAAGCCGCCGGAUAGUGGCUCCCUCACCAGCCGUCACCCGAUGCACCAGGACCUACAGUACUUCCCCUUCCGGCCAGCAGACUACAUUUGCUGCGCGUGGACCGCCAUGGAAAAGAUCACCCGUGCGAACGGUUGUCUAGUGGUCGUCCCGAGGACUCACAAGGGCCAGCUCCUCCCCCAUGAAUACCCGAAAUGGGAGGGCGGCGUCAACCCGAUGUACCACGGAAUCCAGAACUAUGACGCCUCGAUGCCGCGCCUUCACGUGGAGAUGGACGCCGGGGAUACUGUAUUCUUCCACCCGCUUCUGAUUCACGGUUCCGGGACCAACCGCACUAAUGGCUUCCGCAAGGCAAUUUCUUGCCACUAUGCGAACGACGACCUGUGCCGCUACGUUGAUGUCGAAAAGGUUCAGGAGUUAACGGCCAACGAGAUCAUCGACGUGGCCCGUAAGCGCAUGGUCAAAUUCGGAAUCAGCGAGGAGGACGCGAAGAAUGCGAAGAUUGACUUUUCGGAUGUCUGGCGUCUACGAGCCCACGCCGUCAACGGCACUCGCAACAAUCUG
Molecule: messenger RNA, 1716 nt
Organism: Mesorhabditis spiculigera
Lineage: Eukaryota; Metazoa; Nematoda; Chromadorea; Rhabditida; Rhabditidae
Source: the annotation of a GenBank genome assembly